AUGAAACUUAUUUGUAGCAGCAACAGUAUGUUAAUUGUUAAUUCUCUUCCACAAACACAUGUAAUUAAACAAAUGACAGCACCAAUUGAUAAUGAUAAGUCUUCGAAUUUACAAGUAUCAGAAUCAAUAAUUGAUAAUAAUCAUAAUUCAAUCUCUGCGAUCAAGAUUCCACUUGUAUCAUCUCGUCCAAUUUUAGCCGUCUCACAAAAUCAUAUUCUAGUUAAUGAAUAUACAAAUAAAAGAAAACGACUGGUUCUUAUUAAUGAACAUUUGCAAAUAGAUUUUAUAAAUUCUCCCAUAAAACAAAAUAUUAUAGAUGCUCUAUGGAAUGAUGUUGAAAAAAAAUUUUUCUUACUUACAGAAACAAACAUUUUUACCUUUAAUCCAAAUACAAAGGUUAUCGAGUCAAUAUCCAAUAUAAGAUCAAAGGACAUAAAACCAUUCAAAUGUUUUACGAUAUCCAAUAAUCAAUCAUCAUUAUUAAUUGCAUAUGAUGAAUGGGAACCAAAAUUUAUAGAUAGAUGGCAAAAAACUAAUGAAAAUAAUCUUUGGAUAUUAAGCAAAAGACAUUCAUUGAAUUUAACUAAUAAUGAAUUUAUUGGUAUAAUUUUAGCAAUCAAUCAAGAUGAUUGUUCAAAUCUUGCGAUGACAAUUUAUAAUAAUCUCACUGAACAAUGGCGUAUGGAAUUACGACAUAUAGAAACAUUGAUAUGUUUUAAAAAAAUUUUACUUCCUGGAUCAGAUUUCAUAGAUGAUUAUAGAAUGAUUUCUAUGAAUAAUGUUACAUUAGAUAUUAAAUGGCUAAUACAUUCAUCAGCUAAUAGCAAAAUAAUGGCAAUUGAUUCAAAAUGGAAUAUAAUACCUAUAAAUUAUGAUGUUCCAGUAUAUAGAAUGAUACAAUUUAAAGAAAAUAAUUUAAUUAUACGAACAAAAAAUCGAAUUGACAUUCAUUUUUUUAUUUAA
Rotaria sordida is the source of this 963-nucleotide messenger RNA. The record is from the annotation of a GenBank genome assembly. NCBI's taxonomy places the organism in Eukaryota, Metazoa, Rotifera, Eurotatoria, Philodinida, Philodinidae.